This is a messenger RNA of Macrolepiota fuliginosa MF-IS2, 1137 nucleotides long. Lineage: Eukaryota; Fungi; Basidiomycota; Agaricomycetes; Agaricales; Agaricaceae. The record is from the annotation of a GenBank genome assembly.
CCCUGCGGAUAGCAGGCGUUCCAGAAUCAUGGAUCCCCGACAUUAACCGAAAGGCUCUGAACGUGGUCGACCUUUGCCUUAGCUGCGACGGCCACUGCCUUCAACUCGAAUCUUCUCCCGUCCUUCAAAAAUUCGAGUCACUUCAUCACAUCCACCUCAUUAACAUAUUUCCACUAAAAACGUCUCCCCUCCCCUCCAACAUCACCACAAUCCGUCUCAGAGAAGUUAAUUUGGAGGAUUGCAUCAGAGCUUUGUUACAAUGCACUUCCCUCGUCGAGUUUUACGUUCGUCAUCCUCGCAAUCCCUCAACACCUAAUCCUAUACCUGCUGUACUCCGGGAACCACUCAUUCGAUCCACGAUGAAGCGUUUCGGUUGGGAUAAUUCUGGGUCUCCGAACAGCUGGAAUAGCGCCCUCUUGCAGAUGGUCCGCUUUCCUAAUCUCGAGUAUCUCGAGUGGACCGGCGGACCUAGGAAGGGUACUCUCGAACCAGAUGUAGACUUCUUCUCCAACUUGCCGCCAUCUCUCACUUCCCUCACCCUCUUCGACAACUCCACUGCUUCACUCAGCUAUGAGAAGCGUACCCAGCUUCGCAUGUUGUUCAUACACCUAUCCCAGAUCAAGGAGCUAACGCUAUGGAAAUGUUAUAACGAGUAUGCCCAGAAUAUCUUCAUAUUAUUAUCUCGUGGAUCUGAUGACGGCUAUCCUUCAUCCCCGAAUGAUUUCGUGUUCCCAAAACUGACACAAAUAUUCUACCACCUUCCUGGACGCAUUCCCCGCCGGUAUGUUGGCAGUGAUGAAGAGGAUGAUCGAUGGAAUGGGUUAGACGGUUGCUACGACUCAGAGGAGGGUACCGUCGACCAGGAUGACUUAGAUGUUGGAAGAGUUAUCCUCUAUCCGAGACAUUUCAUGGAAACAGUGUACUGGAGGAGUAGAAUCAUGGCGGUUCCAUAUUUCCGACUUGAGUUGACCAAGUGUCGCUUAGAGAGGGUAAAGGCGGUAUGGAAAAGGUUCAGGGAAAUAGUAAAUAGAGGACUUAGGCUGGAAGUUGUCGAAGAUACCAAAUUGGUUGAUUGGACGGAACCAAUAUAAUAAUGAUUCUACAUCGAGGUCGUUACGUCUUCUUCACUCGAUAAAU